GACGCGCGCAGGUGGGCGCCUCCCUGCCAGACCCGGGUCCGCUCUGGAUGUGCGCAAAGGGAGUACGGGACACCUGGGAGCCGAGGAGGACACCUACACCAGCCUGGAUGCGGUAAUUCGGGCAGCCUGAAGGCCAGUGAGAAGGAUGGCUGGAGUUUUUGACAUCGACCUGGAGUCUGAGGACCCGAGUGAUGCAGAGGAUGAGGUGUGUGACUUCACCAUGGCAGAGACUGAGCCUGAGCAGAGGGAGGAAGUGGAGCUCACUGGCAGCAGCGUGGACAGGGAGAGGGUCGGUCCCGAGUACUUCGAGCUGCUUACGGUCCUAGGCAAGGGUGCCUAUGGCAAGGUGUUUCAAGUAAGGAAGGUGCAGGGUGCUCAGACUGGGAAGAUAUUCGCCAUGAAAGUGCUGAAAAAGGCCAAGAUCGUAUGCAAUGCGAAGGACACAGCUCACACCAGAGCCGAGCGCGACGUCCUGGAGACCAUCAGGCACCCUUUUAUCGUGGACCUGCUCUAUGCUUUUCAGACCGGCGGCAAGCUCUACCUUAUUCUGGAGUGUCUGAGCGGUGGGGAACUAUUCAUGCAGCUGGAGAAGGAGGGCAUUUUCAUGGAGGACACAGCCUGCUUCUACCUGGGGGAGAUCACUCUAGCUCUGGGACACCUGCACUCUCACGGGAUCAUAUACAGAGACCUGAAGCCUGAGAACAUCAUGCUGGACCAGCAAGGGCACAUCAAGCUGACCGAUUUCGGCCUCUGCAAGGAGUCUAUUCACGAUGAGGCCGUCACACACACCUUCUGUGGGACCAUAGAGUAUAUGGCUCCAGAGAUCCUGACACGCUUGGGACACAAUAAGGCGGUGGACUGGUGGAGUUUGGGAGCGCUGAUGUUCGAUAUGAUGACUGGCUCGCCCCCAUUUACAGCAGAGAACAGGAAGAAGACCAUUGAUAAGAUCCUGAAGUGUAAACUGAACCUGCCUCCCUACCUCACCCUGGAUGCCAGGGACCUGAUUAAAAAGCUGUUGAAGAAGAGUCCGGUGCAGAGGCUGGGCUCCAGUAAGGCAGACUGUGCUGACAUACAGAAACAUCCCUUUUUCAGACACAUCAACUGGGAUGACCUGCUGAGUAAACAUGUGGAGCCUCCUUACAAACCCAGUCUGGUAAGCGCCCCCACAGUCAUACAGCCAUGCAUGGGGGCUUCCCCCUCUCCCAGUGGAGGUCGGUAAAACGGCCGUCCCCCUCUCCCGGUGGCAGUCGGUAAAAUGGCCAUCCCCCUCCCCCAGUGGAGGUCGGUAAAAUGGCCGUCCUCCUCUCCCAGUGGAGGUCGGUAAAAUGGCCGUCCCCCUCCCCCAGUGGAGGUCGGUAAAACGGCCGUCCCCAUCUCCCAGUGGCGGUCGGUAAAACGGCCGUCCCCCUCUCCCGGUGGCGGUCGGUAAAACGGCCAUCCCCAUCUCCCAGUGGCAGUCGGUAAAACGGCCGUCCCCCUCCCCCAGUGGAGGUCGGUAAAAUGGCCGUCCCCCUCCCCCAGUGGAGGUCGGUAAAAUGGCCGUCCCCCUCCCCCAGUGGAGGUCGGUAAAAUGGCCGUCCCCCUCUCCCAGUGGAGGUCGGUAAAAUGGCCGUCCCCCUCCCCCAGUGGAGGUCGGUAAAAUGGCCGUCCCCCUCUCCCAGUGGAGGUCGGUAAAAUGGCCGUCCCCCUCCCCCAGUGGAGGUCGGUAAAAUGGCCGUCCCCCUGUCCCAGUGGAGGUCGGUAAAAUGGCCGUCCCCCUGUCCCAGUGGAGGUCGGUAAAAUGGCCGUCCCCCUCCCCCAGUGGAGGUCGGUAAAAUGGCCGUCCUCCUCUCCCAGUGGAGGUCGGUAAAAUGGCCGUCCCCCUCUCCCAGUGGAGGUGGGUAAAAUGGCCGUCCCCCUCUCCCAGUGGAGGUGGGUAAAAUGGCCGUCCCCCUCUCCCAGUAGCAGUCGGAGGAGGACGUCAGCCAGUUUGACAGCCGCUUCACACGGCAGACACCGGUGGACAGCCCUGAUGACACGUCCCUGAGCCAGAGCGCCGAGCACGCCUUUGCGGGCUUUACCUACGUGGCCCCCUCGGUGCUGGAGAGCUUAAAGGAAGGCUUUUCCUUCGAGCCGAAGACUCGGCCCGUACGCAGGGUCAGCAGCAGCCCGCACACGCCUGUCAGUCCCCUCAAAUUCACCCUGGCUGAACCAUUCAAGUGUAGUGCUGAUGGGGAGAUGGAGACACCUUAUGAGGCAACGCCCCAACCCAGUGACAACUGCACCUCUCAGCCUAUCAGGACCCCAGGCCGUGCUAAGAAGAAGAAGAAGAAAGGGCACAGAUGAGGGCAAUAGAAGCGGAACGUACCCGGGGUGGGGCACCACCCAUUCCCCACUCACCAGCGUGCGGCCGUGACCACCUUCAGCGUGAGGGGGUCUACACCUUCAGCGUGAGGGUCUUAACACCAUCAGCAUGAGGGCGUCUACACCUUCAACGUGAGGGUCUUACCAUCAGCAUGAGGGCGUCUACACCUUCAACGUGAGGGUCUUAACACCAUCAGCAUGAAGGUGUCAACACCUUCAGCGUGAGGGUCUUAAUACUGUCGGACUGUGGACUUCGGCACCUUCAGCCUGACAGCGUCAACACCUUCAGCGUGAGGCUGUGGACGCCUUCAGCGUGGGGGCGUUGACAUCUUCACCGUGAUAGUUUUAAAACCUUCAGCAUGCACCACCAGCAAGGGGGGCAUCAACGUAUGGAGUCGCUGCUAAAAUUUCUGCUUUCAAUGUUAUUAUUAAAGUACUAUUUCUUUCCGAGUAGGGCAGUAAUUAUCAGGGGUUGUAUUGGUGGUAUUGGGGUUGCGGCUGUUAGUAAUUUGAGUUCUGGCUCAUCUGCUAAUGUCUGCUCUCAGGUGGACCUCCUCUGCUGGGCAGGGACCAGAGCGAUGGGCCGGAAGAGCUGAUUAUUAUACAGAAGGGAACCUCUCUUGCUGGCCUUGUAUGCCUAAGCAGGGUGUGCUGUUCCUGCUGCGUGUGCAUGUGUGUGUAUGCGUGUGUGUGUGUACCAGUAUGGGUUAUUGAUCACAUUCUUAGUUAAUGUUCUCUGUCAGCCUAUCAGCACCAGCCGGGGUAAAAUCCGCCAGGGUGAGCAGAACGAUGCCCAGCUACUCGGUGUGAGAAGGUGUGACCUUCGGCCAUUGCAAGGGUAAAGAGAGCAGCAGUGGCUGGCCGCGUGACCCCCCUCCCAGCAGAGUGAUGCGUGAUUCUUCCUGUAACAUGGAUAAUGAACUCUUGGCAAACCACUUUAGCAUGUGUAUGGUGUGUUGGAUUGUAUGAAUGACAGCAGAGAAACCGUUUGAAAUUUUGGCUGUUAUAAAUGUGAUGGGUUUGGACAUUUACAUGUACAGUACGCUGUGGUGCGAUAUAGACCCUCACCCCACGAUUCAUCCAGAAAGACGCUGGUCUCCAGGCUCAGUGGCCUUGUUUGGUUUGGGCUGAUACAGUAAUUUUCAUGUCACCCUUUGCAGUAAUCAUAUUAUGAUGUUUCAGAACCUCUGAUCUUGAGCCCUGCUGGGUGCUGAUACAACUUCAUGCUGCGAUUUCCUUUUUUCUCUGAAGUGCAGUCUUUGUUAACGUAUAUCUAAGUCAAAUCUGAAAUAAUGGGACGACAGUCACUGAAAUCUACCUUAAGUAACAUUGCUGAACGAGUGUUUUUUUUUCUUUCCUAAAUGAUGGUUUCAGAUGAAUUAUGAGUGUUUUGAAAGUGGCAUUUCCAUCUAAACUGUUUUCGUUUGAUCUCGGUGCUCUUACGGACUGAGGUUCGGUUUGAGGUGGCAUUACGCCCUCUAGAGGCAGUCUCCAAGGGAGAGCUUGGUGCCAAAUAAGCUCCGCCCAAAUUUGUGCUUGCCCAAUAGGAGUCAAGCCCCUGUGUUGAAGGGUGUGUCUCUCCUCUGACCCUAACUGUGCUAGCCUUCCAGUACUGAGUACAGUCCCACGUGCCUUGUGAGCUGCUAUAGUUUCACAGGAGGGUAAAUUAGGACAUCAGCCAAUCCAAACAGGUGGGGGUGACUAAGUACAGCAGGGAGGGUGUGGGCUUUCACAUCACCUCAGUUCACAUCACUGAAGACCUCAGGUGCACUUACUCAUUGUGGAGAUGAAUGAACUGGCUAUUGUGUAAAGUCAGGCCUUCAUUUCAGAAACUUGCAUAUUGUCCUACAAAGCAGGAGGUGAGGGCCUUACCACUGGCUCCCAAACCACCCUCUGCCCCUUUCAGAUCAUGAAGAGGGCCAAGAAGAAGGUCCUUAGCAAAUGGUUUUCAGAAAUAAGUACUGACCCAACUCUGAGGAGCACUGGGGGAACGACUCUGGAGAACCAUUAAAGACAGAGAACCUCUGUUAGCAUGAGUGUGUCUGUUCAGUAUCUGGUUUCAAUUGAUAUCAAUAAAUGGGUGGAAUUCG
Molecule: messenger RNA, 4433 nt
Organism: Brienomyrus brachyistius
Lineage: Eukaryota; Metazoa; Chordata; Actinopteri; Osteoglossiformes; Mormyridae
Product: ribosomal protein S6 kinase beta-2-like
Exons: 17
Coding region: 146-1219 (357 amino acids)
Biological process (GO): protein phosphorylation
Molecular function (GO): protein serine/threonine kinase activity; ATP binding
Source: RefSeq, a predicted model, not a curated record